Molecule: messenger RNA, 750 nt
Organism: Eremomyces bilateralis CBS 781.70
Lineage: Eukaryota; Fungi; Ascomycota; Dothideomycetes; Eremomycetales; Eremomycetaceae
Product: O-methyltransferas-like protein family 3
Exons: 1
Coding region: 1-750 (249 amino acids)
Molecular function (GO): O-methyltransferase activity; S-adenosylmethionine-dependent methyltransferase activity
Source: RefSeq, a predicted model, not a curated record
AUGUCGACCACUAACUCUUCAGUCGGUGUUCCUGCUCCCGCGUGGAUCGCCGUCGACAAAUACACCGAAAAGAGCCUCGACACCUCCGCCCCUCCCUUCGCGCCCACCAAAUCCACCCUAGACGCCGCUCACGCGCACGCGCAGGCCAGCGGCCUCCCCGACAUCGCCGUCACCGCCUCGCAAGGCAAAUUCCUCAUGCUGCUCGCCCGCGCCGCGCGCGCGACGAACAUCCUCGAAGUCGGCACCCUCGGCGCCUUCAGCACCAUCUGGCUGAGCCACAGCGCCGGUGCCGGUGCCAACAAGGCCGACACCAAUGUCGUGACGGUUGAGUUCGACGCGCACCAUGCGAAGAUCGCGCGGGAGAACCUCGAGCGCGCGGGCGUGAGCGACCGGGUCAGCGUGGAGGUGGGCGCGGGGGUCGAGGUGCUCCCGCGGCUGUUGGAGGAGGUGAAGGCGGGGAAGCGGGAGCCGUUUGGGUUCGUGUUCAUCGAUGCGGACAAGCAGAAUAACUGGGAGUAUUUUGAUGUGGCGGUGCAGUUGUCGGUGCCCGGGGGUACGAUCGUGGUGGAUAACGUGGUGCGGCGAGGGAAUUUGGCGGACGAGGAGCUGGGGAAGCAGGAUGAGCGGAUUCGGGGGAGUCGAAAGGUGGUGGAAUUGGCGGGGAAGGACAGUCGGGUGGACGCGGUGGUGUUGCAAACGGUGGGGGAGAAGGGGUAUGAUGGGUUCUUGCUGGCGGUUGUUAGGGGCUGA